Molecule: messenger RNA, 1038 nt
Organism: Verticillium alfalfae VaMs.102
Lineage: Eukaryota; Fungi; Ascomycota; Sordariomycetes; Glomerellales; Plectosphaerellaceae
Product: cell division control protein
Exons: 2
Coding region: 1-1038 (345 amino acids)
Biological process (GO): transcription elongation by RNA polymerase II; positive regulation of transcription elongation by RNA polymerase II
Cellular component (GO): Cdc73/Paf1 complex
Molecular function (GO): RNA polymerase II complex binding
Source: RefSeq, a predicted model, not a curated record
AUGGCGUCCGCCGAGCAGGACCCGCUGCUCCUCCUGCGCCAGUCCAUCGCCUCCAAGCGCGCCGCGAUCCCCUCAGCCUCCCCAGACGCCGCCGACGAGGCCCCCCUCGCCCGAGCCACACACCUGCACUUCCCUCACCCGCGACCAGUCUCCAUCAGCCUCGGCACGCCGACGCGCUUCAUCAGCAGCGACCGCCCCGUCGACCUGCGCUCCAUCUACUUUGCGUGGCUCAACAAGGAUGUCGCCAUCCCCGAGUACAACGCCUCGGCCACGCGGCUCAACGACGACCUCGGCGCCCUCGGCAAGGUGCAGAACCUCGCCUUUGUGGAGCGGCUCGAUCUCUUCACCUGGCUCGAGGGUGCGAGCGAGGAGUCGGAGCACAUCAGGCCGCUGGCCGGCGAGGGCAAGGACGGCGCCGCCGCCGCGAGUGCCGUCAAGGCUGCGCCGUCGGCGGCCGUCACACGGAGUGGACGCGGAACGCUAGACCCGCGGGCUGGCUGUCAUCUACAACGGCGAGCGCAGGAUGGGCGAUCGCAAUUCCGUCCUUCGCGGCGUCAAGCCCACGGCCGCUACGUCGCCCCCGACAGCAGCAGCGCCUCGUCGUCGUCGGGCAUGCUCCACGUGUCCCGCGUCCUCAAGGACAUUGAUCCGGCGCGCCCCAUGCGCUUCAUCCUCGUCGAAGGCCCCGAGCAGUUCAAGCCCGAGUACUGGAACCGCGUCGUGGCCGUCUUCACGACGGGCCAGACGUGGCAGUUUAAAAACUACAAGUGGAACCAGCCCCAGGAGCUCUUCCGCCACGUCCAGGGCAUCUUUGUCGGGUGGCGCGGCGAGACGCCGCCCGAGAACGUGCGCAACUGGGGCCACCGCGUUAUGCAGCUGGGCGUCGACAGGCCGCGGCACGCCGUGGGCGCCGUCCCCGGCGCCGGCGACGCCGCGCGCUUCCGCGACAAGGAGGUCGUCGAGGCCAUCUGGAAGCAGGUCGAGGCCCAGAUGCGGGCCAAGGGGUGGUCCAAGAACACGGCACCGACGCUCAUCUAG